Messenger RNA from Quercus lobata, 1422 nucleotides. Its product is annotated as zinc finger BED domain-containing protein RICESLEEPER 2-like. Bases 1 to 1422 code for a protein of 473 amino acids. NCBI's taxonomy places the organism in Eukaryota, Viridiplantae, Streptophyta, Magnoliopsida, Fagales, Fagaceae. The record is from RefSeq and is a predicted model, not a curated record. The transcript has 4 exons.
AUGCCAUCACCGAUCCAACCAACCGGUGCCGAUCUUCCUGUGCCGCCACUGCCACCGACCGACAGAGCCGAUGCCGGCGAUAGGAGCGCGAAUGGACUUCCGAUGCCGAUGCGGUGCAAUCAUCGAAUUAGAGAGCCCGAAACCAUAGAUGUCGAUGCUCCACCUGGAUUUUGUGCCCCUGGGGACCCUAAUCCACCUCCUCCUAGUCCUAGUAGUGCUAACCCUAACCCACCUAAACUUGCAGCACCAAUUGGACUUGGUGCAUCACUGCCCCCACUAUCACCUAAACAAGGUGGUAAGGACCCAUCUAUAAAAAAUGGUACUUCGGGCAUGUUGCAACACAUGAAGGUGUGUAAGAAGUGGCCUUUUCCUCGUGAUGAUAAGCAAAAAACUUUGCCUUUCCAAGCUAAGAGGGAAGGGGAAAGUGGAUCAAAUGUGUUAGUGGUUGCAAACUAUAGUGAAGAGAGGAUAAGGUUAGUGUUGGCCAGGAUGAUCAUUAUUGACGAAUUACCUUUUAAAUUUGUAGAGCGUCAAGGCUUUCAAAAAUUUAUGGAAAUAGUUGAGCCUAAGUUUCUUAUUCCCCAUCGCACUACCAUUGCAAGGGCUUGUAUAAAGAUUUAUUCUAGUGAGGUGGAUAUUUUGAGAAAGGCUUUUGUUGGGCAACAGGUUUGUGUGACAACGAAUACUUGGACGUCCAUACAAAACUUGAACUAUGUGGUAGUCAUUGCACACUUCAUUGAUGGGAAUUGGACUUACCAAAAGAAAAUCUUGAACUUCUGCCCUAUAGCUAAUCACAAAGGGGACACCAUAGGUAGAGUGGUUGAGUCAUGUUUGUUGAAAUGGGGUAUAGACCGAUUGUUUACAAUUAUGGCGAACAAUGCUAGCUCUAAUGAUGUGGCAAUUGGUUAUUCCAUUCAUGAAUCAAUUGCCAAGGUUCGGAAUGCGGUGCAAUAUGUGAGAGCCUCUCUUGCAAGGUUUGAGAAGUUUCAAGAAUGUAAUGAAAAUGAGAAAAUCAAAGCCAAAUGUUUGUUGUCCCUUGAUGUGCCAACAAGGUGGAAUUCCACUUAUCUCAUGUUAGAUUGUGCUUUGAAAUUUUUGAGAGCAUUUAAUAGGUUGGAAGAGGAGGAUGGGCAUUACAAACUUUAUUUUUGUGAAGCGGAUGGGAAUGAGAAAAAGCCCAUUGGUCCUCUUAACUAUCUUGAUUGGGAAAAUGUCAAGACCUUUAAGAAAUUUCUUGGCAUAUUUUAUGAGAUGACACUUAGAUUUUCUGGGUCCUUGUUUGUCACUUCUAAUACAUACUUCCAUGAGCUAAUUAGCAUUGAAGAUCAAUUGCAACAUUUGUGUAGUGUUGAUGGGGAUCCACUUUUGAGAAGUAUAGUGGUAGAGAUGAAAAAAAACAUGAUAAGUAUUGGGGAAGUAUAG